Molecule: messenger RNA, 399 nt
Organism: Pelobates cultripes (western spadefoot toad)
Lineage: Eukaryota; Metazoa; Chordata; Amphibia; Anura; Pelobatidae
Source: the annotation of a GenBank genome assembly
AUGAGACCGGAGGAUCAGGGGAAAUAUCAACAGCCCCAAUCACCACACUUAUUGCAAGCUGAGGGUGAUGACCUGGCCUCGGCCACUAAAUGCAAUAUCCGGCAAUUGCUGCAUGAGAUGAAACAAAUGUUUGACUCGGACAUAGACUUGGCCCAGACGGAGAUACAAGCUGUGACCACAAGAGUUCAGGCAAUGGAAGAAGAUAUAAUGGGCUUAUGCCAAGAGGAGAACAGCAUGGGGCACACCCUCUGCCAGUUGCAGUCUGCCCACACAGUAGUCCAAACUAAACUGGAUACCAUAAAGGACCACAGCAGACAGAAAAAAUCUAGGGGUCCCAGAUACUAUCGGUCUGACCGAACUGCAACUGCUGGGCUCACAAGCCAAAAAGCUGGAAUUUGA